Molecule: messenger RNA, 789 nt
Organism: Cutaneotrichosporon cavernicola
Lineage: Eukaryota; Fungi; Basidiomycota; Tremellomycetes; Trichosporonales; Trichosporonaceae
Exons: 3
Coding region: 1-789 (262 amino acids)
Cellular component (GO): plasma membrane; cell division site; growing cell tip
Source: RefSeq, a predicted model, not a curated record
AUGACACGCUGGGAACGGUCCAAAAUCGUGCAGCUUAUCCACUCGUCUAUCCUGACAGUCGUGUUCACGCUCCUCCUCCUUGCAACCAUCUCAACCCCCAUUACUGGAUGGUCAUACCUCACCGUCGAAGGGAACGGGAACACGGUUACCCUCGGAACAUUUGGGUGGUGCCGGACUGGUGGAGAGGCUGGGGACUAUUGCAGCCGCCGCACAGUCGGGUAUGACGUGCAACUGGCAGUUCUUCUCACAUUCCCCGAGAAAAACGGAAUGACUGUUCGCGGAUGGUACAACUUGGCGAGCAACGGGCUGCUGGCCGUGGCGAUCACUUGUGCCCUUGCCGGACUGGGAGCACUCACCUCCAUCACAGGCAAGACGGCCUUUUCGCUCAUCUGGUCCAGCCUCCUGGGCAUCUUGACGAGCAUGCUCGCAGCCGGCUGUCUCGGCCUCAACGUACUCCUCUUUGGAGCGCUGAAGCGUGACCUCCUCGCUGGUGGCGCGACAUCCGCCUCGUACGGCAAAGCGACCUACUUUGUCUUCGCCGCAGCCGCACUUAGCCUCACCCUCCCCAUUAUGGUUGCCAUCGACUGCUGCUCCGGGAUGAUCAAGCGCUGGAGGCACAAGGGCUCCUACUCCAAGCUCGAUCAGCCGCGCAACACCGCACGCGAAAGCACGUACCGAUCCAGCGAUUACGAGCUCCCCGUCUUUGAUGAUCAGCAGACCACUGUUAGCGAGUUGGGGCCGCGUAAGGAACCAUCCGGGGUUAGGACCGCAGUGACCGGCGUAGUCUAG